Molecule: messenger RNA, 2731 nt
Organism: Megalobrama amblycephala (Wuchang bream)
Lineage: Eukaryota; Metazoa; Chordata; Actinopteri; Cypriniformes; Xenocyprididae
Gene: tgoln2
Product: trans-golgi network protein 2
Exons: 4
Coding region: 101-1243 (380 amino acids)
Source: RefSeq, a predicted model, not a curated record
ACGACGCUCUUUGUGUAAACACGGAAGUCGCUGCGCUGUACCGGAAUCGCGUUGGCUGUCAGUCUUGUGCUCCUGAAUUACUGUAUCACCGAAUCAAGCCAUGAUGCGCUUAAUAACGCUGUGUUUCGUUGUCCUCUUCCUGUCUCAGGUUUGCACCAGUCCAUUGCCAGAUGUAAAUAAUGGCGCUUCAGAAGACGGUCAUGAAACAACGGUUGAGAAAAAAAGUGAUAAUCCGCUAAAAACAUCAAAGGGUAUCCCUGAUAGUAAUGGUUCUGAUGAUGAUAAUAAUAAAGCAAAUAAAACAUCUUCAAAUGAACAACUGGAUGAAACAGAUGUUACAGACGCAAAGAAAGAAGAGAAGACCUCAUCUGAGAACGAAACACAGGUUAAUCAGGUAACUGCCCCUAAAACUUCUAAAGAUGGUUCAGCUGAAGAGAAGCAAACCCCACCUAACCCUAAUAAACCAGUGGGAGAAAACAAACCCACAAAAACGGCUAAAGCUGAAGGUGAUUUGUCAAAAAAAGGUGGAAGUGAUAAAGACGGUCAAGAAAACAAACCCACAGAAACGGCUAAAGCUGAAGGUGAUUUGUCAAAAAAAGGUGGAAGUGAUAAAGACAGUCAACAAAACAAACCUGUACCUGAUGGCACAGAUGUAUCAAAGGAAGACUUAAAAGACCGAGAUGGCAAAGCUGCUGUAGAACAAGCAGUCUCUAAAGCUGCUAAAGAGGAAGAAAACGAAAAAGAUGAUCCUAAAAAAGAUGAAGGGAAGCAGAACACACCUGCCCCUGAUAAAGAAGGAGAUGAACCAAAUGGAGGAGAAAAGAAGCAGACCACAGCUGACCGAAUUGCAGAUGUUAAUGCCGAAACUGUUGAAGAUGUUGACGAGGGUGAUGAGAAUCAGUCUGAACCCGAGAACCCUACAAACAGUGAAGAACAACAAAAGGAAGAAAUAGAUGUUGAUAAUGACGGUUUAGAUGGCACUGAUGAUACAGACCAGGGUGCAUCUGACCACAAGAUCGAAAACGUGGAAGGUAACAAAUCAAAUGGCGGUCAGCAGGUCGAGCAGAGCGCAGAGAGCAGCCACUUCUUCGCCUAUCUGGUGUGUGCCGUCAUUCUGGUGGCGGUGCUGUAUAUUGCCAGUCACAACAAGCGGAAGAUUAUUGCUUUUGUCGUCGAGGGCCGGAGAUCAAGAGGCUCACGGAGACCCAAAACAUCAGAUUACCAAAAACUCGACCAGCAUUGAGAAGACCCAGUCAGAUGAGUCAGCAGUGGAUGAACCGAAAUAUCUAAACUGUGAUCUUGAAACUUGAAUUAUUCAUAAUGCGGCGUAUAUUAAUACUCAUAAAUAUUGUUCAGCAAUCGUCACUAACUCAUCUAAAAUGACAUUAAUGGCGUGUCCUCAUCCGUUCAUAGCAUGUCAGGUAUGUUGGAAACAAAGUCUGUCAUAGGUUACUGGGGUCAUGAUCUUUUGUCUUUUAGCAUUAAUUAACUACAUAAAUAAUGUUCCCUAAAUCGGUACAUACUGUAGAUGUUGGUUCAAUCUGUGGCCUCUCUUUCUAUUUAAUUACCGAGCCUUGUUGGUAGAGUUUCCUUGUUUGUUUGUUUUUUUUUCUUUUCUCAAUUUAUUGCUGGGCGAAUUGUGUAAUACAGAAGGAAACAAUAUAUAUUUUUGAAAGUAUAUGUUAGCUGUUGAUGUUUUAUGGGAAACUGGGAGUGAUUGAUUUUUGAAUUGCUCUGAGAUGUGCUGUAUGAGUUCUUGAAGCUGAUCACAUUUAUAGGGAAUGUGAAUUGCACUUUCUAUCAGUAUAGAUUAGUAAAGGAGUGUGCUUUUGACAUGCUCCUACUUUACAUAUAUUGUACACACUAAGAAUGCUAAAUCAUCUUCGCAGGGCUCAACAAUAAGGAUAUUUUCUGCUGGCCAUUCAGUUCAGAUUCAUACUUGCCCUUUUCACUGGUCCCGCAACAAAAAAUAUAUAUUUAUAAAUAUAAAUAUCAUUUAUAUUUUCCGUUAAACCGUUACGUUUUACAUUUACGUUAGAUUUUAAAACAUAAAAAGCCAUAAAUUAUACCUUUUAUAAUGUAACACCAUAGUCCAAAAACUCCUCAAAACGGCCCUUUCUUGGAGAAAGAAAAACUGAUUCUGAUUCUGACAAGAUGCACUUUCAUUCAUCAAAAAGCUUUGAUGUUCAAACAAGCCAUCCUGUUCCAGAGUAAAUCCACUGUUUAGCUGAUGAAGAAGCCACCGUCUUAUUGUUUUAUUGUUCUUUUCAGCAGUUUAUGAUUAAUUUAAAGAUGUGUUUUUGGUGUGCAGUAGUAUUAUAAUUACCCAUGCUUGAUUCAUGAAGUGAGAUUCCUGUGCCAAAUCCAGACAUUGCCCAGAAACGAGCAACAAAAGGAAAGAUACUCAUACACCUCUUGAUCCUAAAGAUGGGAAAUGGAUAUUUUAUUGGGUGCCGUGUUAUAAGUUAUGUCACUCUGGUUGUGUCUAUUGUGUGUAUUCUCUGUUGAGCCUGUGAUUUGAUGUUUAACCAGUGGCUUUGCACAACCAUUUUUCUUGAAAUAAAGAACCUAUUUUGAAUUAUUACAUGGGUAACAAAAUACGACGGGGUUUAACUUACCUAUUUACUGUGGUCUAUCUUUUACCACUAUUGCAAUCUUUUCACGAGUGAUACUCUUUCUACGCUGAAAAGAAAAUUGAUCAAAUAAAGGUUUGAUUUUUUUUUUCCUCUGA